CAACCCGUCAGUAGCUAAUCGGCGUCCCUUCACGCUCGUCUCUCCCGACUUCUUUAGCGGGAGUCUAGCAGAACAAAGAAAGCAAACUGAGGGAUGUCGUCGUCGAUGGAAGAAUCCAAACCCAACAACGACCUCGAUUUUAACCGAGUCCAACUCAGCGAUUCCGAUUCCCUCCUCUCUCGCCUCCAACACUCCCUAAAUUCAUGCUCUAAGUCUCUGGAAGCUGAAGAUUUCCGACAGUCGGAUGCUGCAGUCUGCGAUCUCGUCGACUUCCUCGAUUCUGUCAGCAGCUCUGCGCUGUCCAAUCCCGAAGAUGAGAUUUCGAAACGAAACGCGUUGGAAGUUCUCACCGCGAUUCGUCAGUUCGUAUCCUCUCCUCCAUUGGAUCAGGCAAUCAUGGAUGCUUUGUCAUUUGAGCUGCCCAAGGUAGUUGUGAAAUUCGGGGGCGUGUCAGAUGAUUGUCGGGAGGUUGCUGAAAGUAUUGUCGAUCAUUUCGUCUCAGUUUGUAGUCCGAGGGACAUGCUUUCGAUCCUUUGUGAGGCACUGGAUUCCCUCCCUAAAGUGUUGAAGACACCAGCUUGUUAUGUUCCUAUUUUGAGUGGGCUGUCGAAAGUAUUUCUCUGCAUUCAGAGACGCCACUUGGAGCAAAUAAAAGUAGCUGUCCCUGUUAUUCUCAACACUGUAAGGGCUGUAUGUACGGAGAUAGAUGAUGAAGAUAAAGCCUCUCUAAGGGAUUUGCUCAGCAGAGCAAUUAGCAUUGCCAGUUCUAUACAAGCAGUUUGUGAAAAAUUGGUGGGAAAAACAAAAGAGGAACUCCAUGGUCUACUUGGCCUAUACAUCUUACAAGUCAUGGCUCUUAUAUCGAGUAGUAGUCUGGCUGAUAAAGUUUCAAGCUGUAUUUCUUUUGUGUUGCAACUAUCACACUUCCUUCCCUUUUGUGGGCUGUCAUAUCUUGGCCUUAUAACUGGAUCUGAUGUUGAGGCGAUUAGUAAUAUGAUUCUUGAAGAGGACUGUGAGAAUUUCAUGAGUUGCUUUUCCUCUGUCAAGAAUGGCGCACCUCUUGCAGUAAUCUGGGGCCAUAUAUCUGAUGAUAUUGCAAAGGCUGCUGGUGAGGACUUGGCCGCUGUCAAGAGUAAACUCCAAAGAGACCAGACUAAAAGGUGGCAGGCAGUAGGGAUGUUGAGAUAUGUACUAUCCUCCAUUGACCAGCCAUGGGAUUUACAAAGUUGUGCUAUUGACUUCAUAUUGAGUAUUAUGGAUGGAAAUAUCUCUAGAGAAUAUAACGGGAAUCAUUCAGAUUGCUCAUCUUGCAUGCCUAGUCUUUUCACUGCCCUGCAGGCUGUUGAACGGGUCAUUAUGUAUGCCUCAGAUGCUCUGUUGAGAAAGAAGGCUUUUACCGUUUUGAAAAAAGUACUCGCAGAUAUUCCAACUGUUCAAAGGUUUGACAUAUUAAAGGCUCUAAUUACAAAUAACAACUCUCCUUCUAUGAUUGCAAUUCUUAUAGAUAUUGUGAGGGAGGAAUUGCUCAAGGAAAAUCAUCAAGAAGUUUUAUCAAGAGACGCUGAUAUGAUAGAAGUAGACAAUAAAAUUUAUCCAAGUUCGCCAUUUUGGAGUUCCAAUGUCCUUGACUUGGUGGGGUUCAUCUUGAAACCUCCAAAGGGAGUGCCGCCUACCAUGCCAGAACACAGUGAUGCGGUUGUAUCGGCUCUCAACCUUUACAGAUUUCUAUUGAUAAAGGAGUCAACAGGAAAAACAAAUUACAGUGGUGUGCUCUCAGAAACCAACUUGCAGAAGGCUUACACAGAAUGGUUUCUGCCUCUUCGGGCACUGGUAUCUGGAAUUGAAGCAGAGAAUGAAAAGGAUUGCAGCGAAUUUGCAGUUGAUACGCUUUGUGCCUUGAAUCCCGUUCAGUUGGUAUUGUACCGUUGUAUUGAGCUCGUUGAAGAGAAUCUGAAACAGUUUUAAGUAAUUCAAAAUGUUAAGGAUCUCCUUUGGCUUACAUGGAAGAAGCUCUUUAUUUCUUAGGCACUCAAUUGCAAUUUUUAAGAUCAUGGUUUUGAUUUCC
This is a messenger RNA of Magnolia sinica, 2065 nucleotides long. RefSeq names its product aberrant root formation protein 4. Bases 94 to 1965 code for a protein of 623 amino acids. Gene Ontology annotation, cellular component: cytoplasm. The transcript has 14 exons. Gene Ontology annotation, molecular function: ubiquitin-protein transferase inhibitor activity. The record is from RefSeq and is a predicted model, not a curated record. Lineage: Eukaryota; Viridiplantae; Streptophyta; Magnoliopsida; Magnoliales; Magnoliaceae.